Molecule: messenger RNA, 8242 nt
Organism: Athalia rosae (coleseed sawfly)
Lineage: Eukaryota; Metazoa; Arthropoda; Insecta; Hymenoptera; Athaliidae
Gene: stol
Product: voltage-dependent calcium channel subunit alpha-2/delta-3
Exons: 24
Coding region: 35-3715 (1226 amino acids)
Cellular component (GO): voltage-gated calcium channel complex
Molecular function (GO): voltage-gated calcium channel activity
Source: RefSeq, a predicted model, not a curated record
AGAAGUUACCCCGAGUGCAGCAUUACGGUACAAUAUGGCUUUCGCUUGCGUGAAAAUUCUGUGUUUCGGCGUCAUUUUACUACUCAGGGCGAAGACUUCACGUCAACAAGAAGAGGAUAUUCCUCACAAUGAGGUCAAGAACUGGGCGCUCAAGUUCGGCGUCGAUCUUUGGGAGUUUGGGAAGCAGGUGACAAAGAUGAACGAGAUACAACGGAAAUAUCACGAAGUCGACGCCGACGUCGUGCGAAAAGACGGUCAUCUUUUGAUUCGCGAAAUGGCUGCUGAGGUGAAGAACAUGAUGGAUUUCAAAAUGAAUGCCGUUAUGCGCAUUAUGGAGAGUGCCGAACAGGCGGCCGUCUCCGCCCCCAGAGAGGUCGACUCGUUCACCAAGUAUUAUGCCUCCCACCGCCUGAAUUUGUUCACCAAGGAUAAAAGGGUCGCCCCGGGGGCACGCGAAAUGAUCCUCACACCUAAUCGUCACUUUGACCAGCUGGCGGUGAACGUCAGUCUGUCCGCCGUACUUUUACCACCUGGCGUCAAGGACACCGAUCCUGAGGUCGCGGCUGGCGUCCAGUGGAGCGAGAUCCUCGAUCCACUUUUCACGAACAACUACGAAAGUGACCCGUCUCUGUCCUGGCAAUUCUUCGGGGCUACCUCCGGUUUCCUCCGACGAUUUCCAGCGAUAUCUUGGCCACCGGAAUCCACGACGGGACCGUCGAGAUCGUCGCCGGUAGUCCGCGACGUCUACGACUUUCGUAACUCCGGUUGGUUCGUCGGCGGGGCGACGAGUUCCAAGGAUCUGGCGAUCCUCAUCGACAACGGGGGUCACAUGUCGGGCAACAGACGGGACCUGGCGAUCGCGACGGCCAGGGCGAUACUCGGCACCCUCGGACCCGACGACUACGUCAACGUUUACCGUUACGCCGAGGGGGCGGACGAGGUGGUACAGUGCUUCAAGGAGAGCAUGGUGCAAGCCUCGCCCGAGAACGUCAGGGAGCUCAAAGCAGCCCUCGAAGCCACACGGCCCCAGGGGACCUCCAACGUUUCCGCCGCCCUCGCGACCGCCUUCGAGAUAUUGCACAAGUACAACCGGACCGGUCAGGGCAGUCAGUGCAACCAGGCGAUAAUGCUGAUAACCGCCGACACCAACGGUGUGCCGCGGGACAUCAUAAAGAAGUACAACUGGCCUCACAUGCCGGUGAGAAUAUUCACUUACCUCGUAGGGGGUGACAGGAGCCCGGAGCUUCGCGGCGUCGCUUGCGCCAACAAGGGAUAUUACGCGAGAAUAUCGAACACCGAUGAAAUCGAGGAGAAGGUCUUCGAAUACAUCAAAGUAUUGGCAAGGCCGAUGGUGCUCUACCAACACGAUCAUCCGAUACACUGGACAUCCGUAUACGUUGGUGGCAAGAGCAACAGAUACGGCGAGGAAAGAAACGGACAACUCAUGACGUCUGUGACGGUGCCGAUAUUGGACCGCCGAAACCAUACGGUGAAGGUCGCCAAUCUGUUGGGGAUCGUUGGCACAGACGUCCCGGUCGAGCAAAUCCAGAAACUCGUGCCUCCUUACAAGCUCGGCGUCAACGGCUACUCAUUCAUAGUCGACAACAACGGCCGGAUUUUGUAUCACCCAGACCUACGCCCGUUGCCGGGAAAUAUUGACUACGAGGAGACGUUGAGACCGAAAUACGUGAGCGUAGAUCUGUCGGAAGUAGAGCUUGCGGAAUACGAUGCGCCCUCUCAUCCGCUGAACAAUUCCCUUCUCCUCGACCUGAGGCACGAUAUGAUUGAUCAGAAACAGGGGGAGACCGAGUUCGCCGUAAAAAUUCACUACGACAACAUGAGGAGGGUGACUCUGAGGAGGCACAAAUACUUCUAUAUUCCGAUCGAGGGGACGCCGUUCUCUCUGGGUCUGGCUCUGCCGGAGGGGUACGGUAUGUACGAAUUCCUAGCGGAGCAGGAGAUCAAGCAUGCUAAAUUUAAUGUCACCGAGUACUUUAAGCUGGGGGACAACUGGAAGGUACACCCCGACUGGGUUUACUGCGAGUACAACUCGGGCUCGGACAAAUGGUUCGCCACGCCCGAAGAGAGGGUCUUCCAUUUUUUAGACCGAACUCGUCGCCCCGGCUGGAAAUGGAUGUCAUUGAGACCCAGAAGCCCCAGCUCGCAUCACAGACAAGCGAGCAAGCCGGACAAGGACUCUUACUAUUGUGACAAGACGUUGGUACAGUCGCUGGUGUUGGACGCUCUGGCAACCGAUGGAUUUGACAGGAGAAGUACGCAUACUGUGCAUAAAGAGGAGAAGCAAAGCCCAAUUGCCAUACUGAUGGCUCUACUGCACAGCCAAGGAAAAGGGAUGUUCGGGGUGACGCGGAGCUUCAUCGCUACUCGUAGCGGGUUGCUGCGUUGGCACGAACAUCCUCAACAAGAUGACCUCCCUGUCGAAGCUACCGACGAGCCACACUUUGCCGACGUCCACAGAAGAGCCAUGGAUUCGUCAUGGUACAAAAGGGCCGUCGAUCAGCAUGCCGUUGAACCAGAAAGUUUCGUAUUCAGCGUACCAUUCGACGCGGCCGAUAGUACAAAAUCAUUAGUCACCGCGACGCACGCCGUAUUCGUCGAAAGGAAAGGACACAGGGCUCCUGCUGCCGUUGUAGGUCUACAGUUUCAGCACUCCUCCCUGGCCGCCCAUUUUAUCAACAUCACCUCGACAUGCUCGGCGACAACGGGCUGCAAGAAGACCUGCGCGUCCGAAGAAUUGGACUGUUACAUCCUGGACAACGGAGGGUUCAUCAUCAUCAGCGAGAGUCACGAGCACACAGGGAAAUUUUUCGGGGAAAUCGACGGAACCAUAAUGGAUUCGCUCGUCCAAGAUAGGAUUUAUAGGAAAGUGACGGUGGUCGAUUACCAGGGAGUCUGUCUUCCGCAGCGGUCCCGUUACUCCGCCGCGGCGAAGACAUUUUCGGACUCCAUCGUCAAGACGUUGGUAUCGAUCGGUGGAUUACUCUGGAGUCUCGGCCUCAAGCUGACCCUUCGCGACCUUUGGGGACCGACUUGGACUUGUGCCGAAGAAACUGAGACGGACGACGAACUGGUCUACACGGACGAUUACGAGACGAAUCACUUCGAAUCCUACGCCCCAGACUUCGCGGAGGAUGUCGCCCCCGAGACCGAGGAACUUCCGGUACCACCAGCGGCGGUACCCGGCCCAGCUUCCGUUCCAGCUCCAGCCCCGAUUCCGUUGCCGGCACCUGCGGUACCACCGACAACACAUGCCACUCACGCGACCUUCGCCGAAGGGCGUAGGGUACGCGCCUGCGAGAAGAAGACCGAUCUCUAUAUCCUGCAGCCGGAGCGUCUGAACACCAGUGGCCAGAGUAAUCCGCUCAAGGGGAAAUUGACCAACUGCCACGUUACCGGAUGCGAGAGACCGUUCAGCGUCCAGAAAAUUCAACACACGAAUUUGAUCCUGUUGGUGGUGGACACCUUAUGCCCCUGCGGUAGCAAACAGCUAAGUAUCGAGCCGAUGGAAGCUCUUACGGAACCCGGUGCCUGCACGGCGCGCAGAGAACGACUUUACAGACGAAGACCACCGAAAUGUAUAAAUUACCAUCCAGAGGAGAUGGAAAUCAGGGAGUGUGGAGGAUCGAGUCGCGUUAGCUUGCCGGCCAUAAGUCUUGUCGCAAUAGUCGCCGUUUUGGCCCCAUACUUGACGUGAUUCUCCCAAAAUCCGAUAUUAUCCGCUGAUUAAAUUGAUCUUAUUUGGCACACAGCUUCGGAUCAGAAGAAAUAAUUUGUACGUAUAAGUAUAAUGUACGUACUAUUUAUUAUACGCGAGGUCGAGCUACGAUUUGUUUCUUGCAAAACGGUCGACGCGGCCAAAUUAUAUUCAAGUUGUAUUCGGCGACAGCCCUAUACCCUCAACACCUAUGUCAUCGUAUGUAUGUACGUACAAUGUAGAUGAAAAACCGCAUGCACAUACAUGCGUACAUACAUGGGAUGUAACUUCUACGCCCAUUCCAUGUAUGCGCAGGUGUACACGCCUAUACACCUGUAGUUACACAUACCUAGGACAGGUGCAAUUGUUGACAUUUUACUCUACGUACACCCUAUUUCACUAGGACAAUAAACUUCAUAUAACAUGCGCGAUGUUAUCACCUGCAUCACGAUUCAUUAUAAUUAUCACUAACGUCGUACCGUUAAUUCAGUUUGUCAUCAACAUCUCAAUUUAUCUUUAUCGUUAACAUUAUGUUCACCUUUGUUACUACCAUCACCGUUACUACUGUCAUCACUGUUAUUAUUACCAUAAUUGUUAUCUUUAUUGUGACCAUUAUGAUCAUUAUUAUUGCUGAUGUCGAUGUUAACGUUGUUAUUGUUACUAUAUCGUCAUCGUUGUCGGUGUCGCUCUUGAUUUUGUUGGGCAAAUCAUCGCUGCUGAUCGUGAGAUUCGAAAAAAAUUUAUAGGGAUAUAACUAUUCGAGCUUUCGUACCUGCGCGCGAAUCCAGUUUAUGCAAUAUACGCGUAGUUCCUGUACAUCGUGAAAUAAUUAAUGCCGGAAUAUUUUCACGAACGAACGAUCAAAUAUCAGGAUGAUAAUAACUAUAAUAAGUAUACAAUGUGGUAGCGGAAAAACGGGAGGUAGGCUGCAGGAUAUUAUCAAAUCUACAUAUAUUAAUACAGUAGGAAAUGAUAUAAAUAAAUGAAUAAAUAAAUCGUGUACAUAAUAGACAAUAAUUUAAUGGCCAAAACGAACGAGUAAAUAGAUGAAUAAUAAACUAAUUCCAUAUAAUAAUACGCGCACAUGACGGACGACGAAAGAUAUGACCGAUGUCUGCUGCAGAUAAAAUAUGGAUGACUUUGUUGGAAGAUCGUUAUACUAUCGAAUGUUUAUAGAGAUUAGCCCUGUUAUUUAUACAAAUAUCUACAGUUUUAUGAGGGAAUGCUCAUACCUAUGCCAUAGGUAAACAGAUACACGAUAAUUAGAGAAUGACCGAGAGUAUUAUUUAUUAGCACCAUAUCGCGAUAUCCGAAUGGUUGUAAUUACGAUGGAUGUGUAUCUAAAUUACAUAUUAAAUAUAUAUACAUACCGGUUUGGAUAUACGUGUACGGAUAUUAUAAUAGUACAUUAAAGAGACACGCGAGGACGUGUAUAAAUUUAGCAAUUUCUAUAUGUAUAAACGAUUGAUAAAAAGAAAAAGAAAAAACCAAAAAAAAAAGAAAAAAAAAAAAGAAAACUUUAUGGGACCCAAGAAUUAUAACUUGGCUAGUGUGAAUCGGUUUCAAUUGAACCGAGGAAAUGGCAAACGGAGCGCAGGUAUGCGUAAAACGAGACGAGAUGCGAAUUGAAUAUUUUUCUUUCUGCCCACUUGCACCGGAGCAGCGGCGAAUGCUUUGCCUAAAUCUUAUCGGGUGAUUUUACUUUUUUAAUCGUUGUAUCAUUUGUCCGAUGAAAUUUCCUUUGAAAUUUAAACGGGCGUCGCGACUUGAAUUCGAACGCUCUUAAGGGACAACCUUCGAUCGUUCGCGAACUUCUGGGGAUGCCUGAAAUUUUUCUGUCCAUCAUUGUAUCAUCGAUAGAUCGUUAAUUGUACAUACACGAAUAUGAGUAUACCUCGCUAAAACAAGUAUUACAAUUACAUUAUACACCUAUCAAUUAAAUAUACGAUUUCAUGGAAAGUUCGGUAGACCGUCUCCAGUAUUAAACGAUCGAGUCCUCGGGACGACACCCUCAAUUGUAACUAUCGUUAUCAGGCAGAGACACGACGAACUGACCGAGACGACAACCGACCGAUACUACCACCAUGUAAACGUAUACGUACAUACAUACCUAUUUGUCAGUUGCGGAUUCGUUUGCGGAAAUUCCAUGAUUAUCGGUCUCGCUGUAGGUGGUCCACAUUGUCCGAUCUUUGGCGCAGAAAAAAAGAAAGAAAUAAAUAAAAUGAAUGAACGCGGAGAUGGGAAUUGAUGAUUCGCGUGUUAACAUUUGCGUUGCAUAGUACCGGCCACGUGCAGGCAAAUAGCAUCACGCUGCAAACAUGCCACACACUAAUAUAUAAACACGUCGAUAUUCUGCACCCUGCAAAUUAUCGUAUAGCAUAUGAUAAUUGAUAAUUGAAUUACAUAGCAUUAUGUAUAGACAGAUAUUCCUAUAAUGUAAUCACGCAUAUUAAUGUUAUUAUACGAAAAUUUAUGAAAUUACCUAUUAUUCAGACAAUACGAAACUUAGAAUUUAUACUGGUAAAAAAAAAACCUAAGCGCAGUCUAAUUAUAAGUAUACGCAUAUUAGGUAUAUUAUAAAUACAUAUAACACUGACACGUGUUGCAUACGUCGAAACAUAUACAUUUGUAUAUGAUAUACUAUACAUAUAGGUAUGUAUAUUGUAUGUAUACUAUGUACGUGUACAUGUGUCUCUUGUACAUACAGGUAUGCAGUCAUGUAUUACUAUUGUGUACAAUUGAUCGUUGGUUUUUUUACGCUCUACAACAAAUUCUUACUAUCAUGAUAUCAUCGUCAUAUUUCAUAUUGCCUAUCGUAAUGUAUACCCCUAUGUCGUAUACAUAUCAUAAUCGUUAUCAUCAUCAUCAUCAUCGUCAUCGUCGUCGUCAUCGUCAUUAUAUUGUUGCAAUUGUUAAGAUCAUUCUAGUAGCUAUAAUUAAAAUAUAAUAUAUAGAUAUAUUAUACAAUGAGAUAGGUCCUUAUACAUACCUUAUACCAUAAUCAUGCAAAAGUUGAGUGAUGAUUGUCUGCAAGACUUCUUGCCUUUCGCACUGUAUAAUUUUAUUCGGAUGCCGUGUAUGUAUAGUCUGACGAAGUGCGUUGAAAGAAUGUGGGUGCAAAUGAAUAAUGCCAUGUUGUUGAGUCGAAUGCGUUGAGAAUGUAUGGAUCAAUCUAAAAAUAAGAUCAAUAACCAUAUUAACAAUAAUAAGAUAAUUAAAAAAAAUAACAUUAAAAACAACAACAACAAUAGUAAUGGUAGUACUAGUAGUAUAGUGUUAGUAGCAGCAGUAAUAAUAAUAAUGAUAAAAAUAAUCGGGAGUAGUACAAUAACAAUACCAAUAGUAACAACAACAGUAACAGCAGCAGUAACGACAAUGACAUCGACACCGAUAACGCGACAACGCAACGACCAUGCACGACAACGACGACAACUAUAUUAACAGUAACAAUAACAUUAAUAGCAUUAAUAACAUUAAUGAUAAUGAUAAUGAUAAUAAUAAUAAUGAUAAUAAUAAUAUUGAUAAUAAUUAAAAAUGGAAACAACAAUAAUAAAAUUAAUAUUAUAAGAUGACGUUGUAUAUGACGAUAAUAACGUAUGCAAAUAGGAGGGAAACUGCAGCAGACGUAUACAUAAGUAUAACUGAACGUGUGGAAUAAUGUAACACUAUAAUAUAGAUAUGAUACUUUUAAAGCAUCGCAACUGCAGAUGCUGUCGAGUCUUCCAUUAUCUGUAUAACGCUAUUAUAUUAAUGAUAUUUAAAUAUUAUAUUAUAUUAUAUUAUAUUAUAUUAAAUUAAAUUAAACUAAAUUAAAUUAAAUUAUAUUAUAUUAUAUGAUAUUACGAUACACAUAUUCUAUGAAAAAUCAUCACACAUACCUAUACGUAUAGCAUGCACAUGGCAUGAUGACAUACAUACAUAUACCUAUUACCUAUACAUAUUAUACAUACUACAAUAACAUAACGCAGCGUAUAACGUAUUAUCAUAAUUAAUAGAUGAAAUAAAAUAACUAAAACUGAUAAAACCGACGAGUUGCGAAAAAUGUAAUCGCAAGUAUGGCGUGUGCAUAAUUGGAAAUAUAUAUGUAUAAAUUAUAGUGUUGAGUGUUCAAGGGAUAUGAUGAGUGAUUAGACUUAUAGAUGCUACUAUACGUCGCGUUAUUCUAUAAUUCUAUUCCUCAUCAUUUCACCGAUUUCGAUCAAAUCGAUUUAAAAGAAUUGCACUUUUCGUCUCAUGAUCCUUCGACCUUUCAACACCCAACAUCCAUCUUGCUGGAGGUUCAAGCUAAAUACCUAAUUAUAUACAUAAAAUUGAAACAUAGUCUACACAUACAUAGGUAGGUUGUGCCUGUACAAUAUUGUACCUAUAAUCUUGUUUUCGAAAUUUCGAUAUUCUCAAAUUUUCGUCCCUACUUCCCAGCCACCCACGUUUCCUGUUAUUGUAUGGAGAUGUAAGGGAGGUAUAUUCUGUUGCCAGAGAUUCAAGUAAAUUAACUGUACCAUGAAUAAAAUCACGGAGCAUUGAAAA